Messenger RNA from Coccomyxa subellipsoidea C-169, 1176 nucleotides. RefSeq lists its product as hypothetical. The record is from RefSeq and is a predicted model, not a curated record. The transcript is spliced from 9 exons. The coding region runs from base 1 to 1176 and encodes 391 amino acids. NCBI's taxonomy places the organism in Eukaryota, Viridiplantae, Chlorophyta, Trebouxiophyceae, Coccomyxaceae.
AUGAGAAUGCUGAGGAAUCGGCUGAACCUGCAGCUCACCAUGGUGGGUGCCGACUUGCAACACAUUGCAGCAGUGCUGGCAGACCCCAACCCAAGCUCAGGCCAGCUGCAGGGCAGGAAAAUGGCCAAAAAGUUCAAGUGGAGGCCCGAGCCAUCUGGCAGCAGAAGGGCGGCGUUUUGCGAGGCGUGCGCAUGCUGGGUGCCGUCAGAGCCAAAUUUGCAGGAUAAGAGGUGGAAGGAACACCUGCGAAGCAAGCGGCAUGCACGGGAGGUAGCCUUGCGGCUGAGGGAGGAGGCGACCCGGCAGUCGACCCAGCACUACAGAAGCAACGUGUUGCCGGCCAUGAAGCAUGCGGCAGAAGAGCUGCGAUGCCUUGGAGUGAGCGGGGCCGAGGGCGCAGGGCCGUCUCUGCGCCAGGCGGCCAGGUCAGCGAACGAGGUGCUGCGCGCCAAUGACCGCACCUCCCAGCAGAUCUCCAAGCUGCAUGCGGACGCCAUGCGGGAGCUGGUGCACCACACUGGCGGCAGUGGGGACUUUCAGCGCAUGGCGACGCGGCUGAGCCGGGAGCGGCUGGCAUGCGCGUGGCCGGUCAUGGCCGCCAAGGAGGCCAACCCGGCAAAUAACACCCUCAUGGUUCUAGGCGCCACCCCUGCCACCCUGGCCUGCCUCGCCGGCCAGCUGCCUGAGAUGCAGGCCACCACGGUCGUCAUAUCAUUGGCAUCCAUGCAUGCGUCUGACCUGGCGCCCACGACGGCCGCGCUGUGCCUGCUGGCCCGCGCUCUGGCGGCCGGCAACAGUUUGCGCCGGCUGCAGGUGAGCCUGCUUGGUGUGCGCGCAUCGGCGGCUGCAUCGGCGGCGCCGGCGGAGCAUGCAGCGGAGCGCGACGCACGGCUUAUCGGCCGAGUCAUCUCCGAGCUCAAUCGCACCGUCGCCAUCAACUGCUCCCUCAGGCUGCUGUCACUGAGAGUGUUGGAGCCGCGGCUGGUCGCGCGCGAAUGGGCCGAGGUGCAGGCUACGGCUGCCCAUGCUGCGCCACGUCUGCGCGGGGCGGUCGCCGCCGCGCUGCACCCCCGGGUGGAUGGUGCCUGCCCACUGAGGUGGCUGCCCUUGCACAUCUUCAAGGAGAUCCUGGACCUGGCACUCCCUAUCACUCCCUGCAAGGUCGUCCUCAGAUAG